AUGGCGACGAAUGAUUACAACAUGGAUGUCGAAACGCAACGUCGAAUCGAAUAUACACGACAAAAGGUGAUGCGAAUCGAACAAAUGAAUGAGCAACUUCGAAAGCUGACCAAAGCCAAUAAAAAUAGUGAAGAGAAAUUGGAGAGACUCUUGAAAAGAAAGGACUCAUUGGAAUUGGAUGUGGCAAGACUGGCAGAUGCCUCAAUGAGAGCUGAACCAGAAUUGGGAGCAGAGUUGAUGCAUUCGAUUGAAGAACCAAUGGAAGUAGAUAUCUUGUAUGGGGAAGCACAUCGGGAGAAAAUGGGUCACUUGAAGGUCCUUUUGAAUGAAAUCAUUGUGAAUACUAGUUUCAAUGAAAAGGCAAUGUGUAAAGAGAUUGGACAUCAGGAAGCAGAGUUUGAGAAUCGAUUGAGAGCAGCAAUCAAAACGAGGACUUCAAUGAGUCUGAAAACUGACGAAGCUCAGAAACGAAACGAGAUGUUGUUGAGAGAACAGGCGAAUCUUUAUGAAGACGUGCAGGAGAUGGAAACGAAUAUUGAGAAGUUUGAUGCUGCGAGAUGGCUUUUGAAUGUGGAGAAGAGAAGAGUCUCCGACAUCCUGGAUCGUACCAAAAGGGAGCCAAAAUCCGGAAUCCCUUACCGCAAGCCAUACAUUGUCGUUUCGGAAGCUUCAUCACUGGAAGAUUUAGCGACGUCUUCUGCUAGUCUGACUCACGAUCAUUACGCUUCGGACCAUCAUUUUGAUAAGAAAGCUCCAGAAAUCAACGCAACUGUUAGUUCCAAGGAUGUUGUGGAACCGACUGAAAAAGUGAUAAUUCACAAGGAAGGAUGUCCGAAGAGUAAAAAAAAGUUGUGUCCAAUUCCACAUUCAAACUCUUUGAUCUCCGAAAAAGAGCAAAUCCAGCAGAAGCCAGUGUGCCGUAUUCAUGGGAAAUCUGCUUCUCAUCUUCCGAUCAAUGGCAUCGACUUGAUGGAUAUGAUUGCCAAAACACUCCAAAACGAUACAUCCUUCAUUGCAUCCAACUUUUCUUAA
This is a messenger RNA of Caenorhabditis briggsae, 1032 nucleotides long. The transcript has 5 exons. Bases 1 to 1032 code for a protein of 343 amino acids. The record is from RefSeq and is a predicted model, not a curated record. Lineage: Eukaryota; Metazoa; Nematoda; Chromadorea; Rhabditida; Rhabditidae.